Messenger RNA from Momordica charantia (bitter melon), 1272 nucleotides. The record is from RefSeq and is a predicted model, not a curated record. NCBI's taxonomy places the organism in Eukaryota, Viridiplantae, Streptophyta, Magnoliopsida, Cucurbitales, Cucurbitaceae.
CUUUGUGUCCCACCACAAACCAUCUUUUCUUCCUUAAUCUCCACAAAAUGAAAUCCUUAUUCAUUCUACUGAUUCUGAUUCUGGUGUCUCUAAUCUCGGCCAAGGCCCACAUAUUCCCCAACGCCUCCUCCAUUCCGCCGUGCCUGAAGCUGAACAAAACCAAAGGCCCAUGGGCCCAUUUCCACAAACUCAAAGGCGCCCGCCCCGGCCAACGCCUCCACGGCCUCUCCUCUCUCAAGAAUUAUUUCAAACACUUCGGCUACAUUUCCAAUGGUGAUAAUUUCACUGAUUAUUUCGACCAUAUUCUCGAAUCCGCCGUCACCACCUACCAGAAGAAUUUCAACCUCCACGACGGCGUCCUCGACGCCCACACGCUCCGCCAGAUUCAGCGCCCCAGAUGCGGCGGCGCCGACAUAAUCAACGGCUCCAGUACCAUGAAUUCCGGCGAGCCCUCUAAUUCCACUCACUACUUCCACUCUGUUUCUCACUACUCCUUCUUCCCUGGAUCGCCGCGCUGGCCGGCCAACCGCCGCAAUCUCACCUACGCUUUCCGGCCGGAUAAUCAGGUGAUCGAUGAGGCGAAGGCAGCGUUGGGGCGCGCGUUCGGCCGGUGGGCGGCGGUGGCGCCUUUCAACUUCACGGAGGUGGGGUGGAACGUGUCGGCGCCGGCGGACAUCAGGAUUGGGUUCUUCACCGGAGACCAUGGGGACGAGAAUCCGUUCGAUGGGCCGUUGGGGACGCUGGCACACGCUUUUGCGCCGACGGAUGGGUUGUUCCACUUUGACGCCGACGAGAUUUGGGUCGCCGCCGGCAAUAUCACGGCGGCUCCAGAAUCGGCGAUUGACUUGGAGUCGGUAGCGGUGCAUGAGAUCGGGCAUCUCUUGGGGCUGGGCCACUCCUCGGUUGAGGAAGCCAUUAUGUUUCCGUCCAUCAGUCCCCAGAUGAGGAAGCUGGAUCUCGCCGACGACGACAUCAACGGGAUUCAAGAUUUGUACGACACACUGCCAUAAGCGGCGGCGCCUCGACGCUGCGUAGCUUUUGGUGGGUCCCACUCCUGCACGCUGUGCCCACAUAAAGUAAUAAUUUUUCAAACAAAUAAACAUCUCUCAAAUUUUGAAUGGGGUUGGAAUCUUCUCCCAGCAGCUAAGUAUUUUUCACCGGAUAAGAACGCCUAGGAGCGUUUGGUUGGUUGUUUUGCCCUGUUUAUUUUGUGUUUGUUAGGUCCCUACGAAAUAGGUUUAUUAAUUCUGAAUUUCCCAGUGUUUGGUUGGU